GACGGGCACGAAGCCGGGGGGGGGGGGGGAGCGCCCCCAAGAUGGCGGAUCAGAUCCCGCUGCACCCGGUGCCGCGCAGCACCCAGCGGAGAGCGGCCUAUUACACCAGCGCCGCCGCGGCGCAGAGGCACAACAGGUACCAAGUGGAAGAUGAGUCCUCUCACUUGGAUGAAAUGCCACUAAUGAUGUCAGAAGAAGGCUUUGAAAAUGAUGAGAGUGAUUACCAUACUCUACCAAGAGCCAGAAUUUCUCAGAGAAGAAGAGGCUUAGAAUGGUUUAUCUGUGGUGGCUGGAAGUUCCUUUGCACUAGUUGUUCUGAUUGGCUCAUAAACAUUUGCCGAAGAAAGAAAGAGCUGAAGGCUCGCACAGUGUGGCUUGGGUGUCCUGAAAAGUGUGAAGAAAAAUACCCCAAAAAUGCCAUAAAAAAUCAAAAAUACAACGUCUUUACCUUUAUACCUGGGGUUUUAUAUGAACAGUUCAAGUUUUUCUUGAAUCUCUAUUUUCUCGUCGUGUCCUGCUCACAGUUUGUACCAGCAUUGAAAAUAGGCUACCUGUACACGUACUGGGCUCCUCUGGGAUUUGUUUUGACGGUCACAGUGGUACGGGAAGCUGUUGAUGAAUUUCGACGUUACAAGAGAGACAAGGAAAUGAACUCACAGUUAUAUAGCAAGCUGACAGUACGAGGUAAAGUGCAAGUUAAGAGUUCAGACAUACAAGUUGGAGACCUCAUCAUAGUGGAAAAGAAUCAACGAAUCCCAUCUGACAUGGUGUUUCUCAGAACAUCGGAAAAAACUGGUUCGUGUUUCAUUCGAACUGACCAGCUCGAUGGAGAAACAGACUGGAAACUGAAGGUUGCCGUCAGUUGCACACAAAGAUUGCCAGCUUUGGGGGAUCUCUUUUCAAUCAAUGCUUAUGUUUAUGCUCAGAAGCCACAGCUGGAUAUUCACAGUUUUGAGGGUACCUUCACACGGGAAGACAGUGAUCCAGCAGUUCAUGAAAGCCUAAGCAUUGAAAAUACUUUAUGGGCAAGCACUGUUGUUGCUUCAGGAACUGUAAUUGGUGUUGUCAUUUACACAGGCAAGGAAACUCGAAGUGUAAUGAACACGUCCAAUCCAAAAAACAAGGUUGGCUUGCUGGAUCUGGAGCUGAAUCAACUGACCAAAGCCCUGUUUUUGGCUUUAGUCGCACUAUCAGUUGUUAUGGUAACCUUGCAAGGAUUUGUAGGCCCAUGGUAUCGCAACCUUUUCCGGUUCCUCCUCCUGUUUUCCUAUAUCAUCCCGAUCAGUUUACGUGUGAACUUGGACAUGGGUAAGGCAGCCUAUGGGUGGAUGAUUAUGAAAGAUGACAAUAUUCCUGGAACAGUUGUUCGAACUAGCACCAUACCAGAAGAGUUGGGACGAUUAGUUUAUUUACUAACGGAUAAAACAGGAACACUUACACAGAAUGAGAUGAUAUUUAAGCGCCUCCAUCUAGGUACUGUGUCCUAUGGAACAGACACAAUGGAUGAAAUUCAGAGUCAUAUUAUAAACUCUUAUUCACAGGUGCACUCUCAGAAUAGUGGAAACAGUACGAGUUCAACACCAUCUAGGAAACCUCAGCCGUCUGCGCCCAAAGUCCGCAAGAGUGUCAGCAGUCGGAUACACGAAGCAGUGAAGGCCAUUGCGCUGUGCCACAACGUGACCCCAGUGUACGAAUCCCGGGCUGGUGUGUCUGGAGAAACAGAAUAUGCAGAGGUGGAUCAGGACUUCAGCGAUGAAAAUCGAACUUACCAGGCUUCCAGCCCUGACGAGGUAGCUCUGGUGCAGUGGACAGAGAGUGUCGGUCUCACUCUGGUUAACAGGGAUUUGACCUCAAUGCAGCUGAAGACCCCUGAUGGACACAUUCUGACCUACUACAUUCUGCAGAUCUUUCCCUUCACUUCUGAGAGCAAGCGCAUGGGGAUCAUAGUUAGGGAUGAAUCUUCAGGAGAAAUUACAUUUUACAUGAAGGGUGCAGAUGUUGCAAUGUCCACUAUUGUACAGUACAAUGAUUGGUUGGAAGAAGAGUGUGGUAAUAUGGCGCGAGAAGGGCUGCGUACGCUGGUGGUUGCGAAAAAAUCACUGACUGAAGAACAGUAUCAAGAUUUUGAGAGUCGAUAUAACCAAGCAAAGUUAAGCAUACAUGAUAGAAACCUGAAGGUUGCUGCUGUUGUAGAGAGUUUGGAGCGAGAAAUGGAAUUGCUGUGUCUCACCGGAGUAGAAGAUCAGCUGCAAGCAGAUGUUAGACCAACUCUAGAGAUGCUAAGAAAUGCUGGAAUAAAGAUAUGGAUGUUAACAGGAGAUAAACUGGAGACAGCAACUUGCAUUGCGAAAAGUUCUCACUUAGUGUCUAGGACUCAAGAUAUUCACAUUUUCAGACCUGUUACGACUCGAGGAGAGGCUCACCUAGAACUAAACGCCUUUAGGAGGAAGCAUGAUUGUGCCUUGGUGAUAUCUGGGGACUCACUUGAGGUUUGUCUGAAGUAUUAUGAGCAUGAAUUUGUAGAGCUGGCUUGUCAGUGUCCUGCUGUAGUGUGCUGCCGAUGUUCUCCCACCCAAAAAGCUCAUAUUGUGAAACUGUUACAGCACCACACUGGAAAACGCACGUGUGCAAUAGGUGAUGGAGGAAAUGAUGUCAGCAUGAUCCAAGCAGCAGACUGUGGAAUUGGAAUUGAAGGCAAGGAGGGAAAACAAGCUUCCCUAGCAGCUGACUUUUCUAUCACACAGUUUAAACACAUAGGUAGGCUGCUGAUGGUACAUGGUCGAAACAGUUACAAAAGAUCAGCAGCACUAGGUCAAUUUGUCAUGCACCGGGGCCUUAUUAUUUCAACUAUGCAGGCUGUAUUUUCAUCAGUCUUCUAUUUUGCAUCUGUUCCCUUGUACCAAGGAUUCCUAAUGGUAGGGUAUGCAACUAUAUAUACUAUGUUUCCAGUCUUCUCUCUAGUAUUGGAUCAGGAUGUGAAGCCAGAAAUGGCAUUGCUAUAUCCAGAACUUUAUAAGGAUCUCACAAAGGGAAGAUCUUUGUCAUUUAAGACCUUCCUCAUCUGGGUUUUAAUCAGUAUUUACCAAGGUGGUAUUCUGAUGUAUGGAGCCCUGCUGCUUUUUGAAUCUGAAUUUGUACAUGUCGUUGCCAUUUCCUUCACUGCCCUAAUCUUGACUGAGCUCUUGAUGGUUGCACUGACCAUACGAACAUGGCACUGGUUAAUGGUGGUGGCUGAAUUCCUCAGUCUUGGCUGCUAUGUGGCCUCUCUUGCAUUUCUAAAUGAAUACUUUGGUAUAGGCAGAGUGUCUUUUGGAGCUUUCUUAGAUGUUGCCUUUAUCACAACUGUGACCUUCCUGUGGAAAGUGUCAGCAAUCACUGUUGUAAGCUGUCUUCCACUUUACAUUAUCAAGUACUUGAAGCGCAAAUUUUCUCCUCCAAGUUACUCCAAGCUUACCUCGUAAAAGUAAUUAUAUUCCUGUGGUUUUUCACUCACACCAAUCUGCAAAUUGCACACGCACUGUGCUUUAGUGUCUAUGGAUUUAUGCUGGACUAAAGAAAUGUAAAAAAAAAAAAAAAAAAAAAAAAAAUCAAAAGAAAUCAAAAGUGAUAGAGUGAAUAGAGCACAAAAAGAGGAGGAAACACCUGACAGGUACAAUAACACAGAGGUACACUAACAAGACUAUCAGAGAUAAAUUAAAUUUUCUUCAUGUUGAUUAUUUUUUUUUUUUUUUUUUUUACUUUCAGUUGCUAUGAUUAUAAAAUUAAACCGAAUUACCUUUGAUUUGACAAUGCUUCUGAAUGGCUUCAUUGCUACUGUAAAGGAUUUUUUGCUACUGUAAAGGAUUUUUUCCUACUUACUAAUCUUCUGCAAGUUGAAUUGAAAGUUUUGUUAUUUAUUACAUAACUUCACUUCUUUAAUUAUUACAUAACUUCCUAAUUGAAGUCCUUUCCUUUAAUGUUUAUAUAUGGAAAAGUUCAUUCGUCCAUACUUGCUAUAACAAACCUAAUACCUGUAAAUGCCCGUGUCUGUAUUAGCAGCUAACUAUUAUUCCUCAUCAGACAUUGAGUGAUAUGCACUAUUUGAAUUAUGUACAGAUGUCUGCAUAGCACAGUAUGAUUUUUAGGAGCUGUUGUCCUAUUCUGUACUCUCCAUUUCUGGCACCAGUAAAUUACAGAUCUGUGAUGUCGACAGCAGUUCUUUAAAUGCACAUUAUAGCCAGGUUGCACAAAAGCUGUUUAAAAAUUAAAUGAUAAAUUCUGUACAUAAUUCCACUGCACCUAUUGAUCUGUACAGAUAGCAAAGACAUGGCUGCUCAGUAAAUAUGUUUUAAAAUUCUUAUUCAUUUUGUAUUUGUAAAACUGCAAAUAGUGUCAAAGUACAUUUCUAUAUAUGAGAAGUCCAGUAAACCUUGUAUUAGCUAAUAUGUUUAAAUUGCCUUGUAAUCUGUUUACUUAGGUUACUCAGGUAAAAGAAAAUAAGACGAACACAUGAACAUUAUGGUAGGAAAAUCUAUCAUCUUCCAAGUUGUAAAUGUUAUGUUUUUAUAACUUAGUUUGGGUGCAAACUUGUUUAAAAAAAAAAAAAAAUCAAAACAUUUUUGUUUGUUGUAAACUGUCAGAGUUGGGUAUCUUGGCCGAGUUAUGACACUUUACAGCGGUUGAAGAUUUGUUCCAGAAACUCAUAUACUCUGAUACAAUCUGAAGGGUCCAAAUCUUGCAUACUGUACUGGAAAGUAGGAUAUAUUGUUUUAGUUUUCCAUUGUGAUAUAACUUUGCUUUCUCAAGAAGUACAUAUAACAAAUUUGGCAUAGUCUGUUAAUCAGUGGAAAGGACGAGCAUAAUUAUCCAUGCUUUAUUUAUUAAAUAUUUAUGUGUGUGUUUUUAAAAAACACUUAAUAUGGAUGUCAUUUUUAUGUUUGACUGUAUGCCUUUACAACAUAACUCCUUGUUUAGUCUCUUAUAAGUUUGUCCUUAUGCCAUUAUUAUACUGGAUGAGUAAUAUUUAAGUGAUAAAUAUAACUACUUCCUGGGAGAGCAGAGGAAACUGCUGCAGAGCUGUUUGGACUCCACUCCAUUAAUUUUUGUUUUGAAAGUUUUUCUUACUAGCUAUUUAUCUGCUUUUUUUUUUUUAAUUUUUAUUUUUAUUUUCAUUCCUCAUUAUGAAAGCAAUAAAGCCUAAUUUCUACCAAAUAUUAUUAAUGGUAUAUGUAUUAAAUAAACUACUGAAGUAGCGUUUCUUUUAAUUACACAACAUUGCAGACUAGUUUGGUCUGUCCCUCUGUAAACUCACUUCUGUACAACCCCCACAAGAUGUCACUGUUCGUGCACACUAGCAGAAGCCUUUUCUUCAUUUUAUGUGGUUUUGGCAAGAUACUCUUGGUUUAUAUUUUUGGUUUAGUCCUGUGAUAUUUUUGUUGCUGAUUUGCUUUAAUUUUCUGUUUUUCCCCAAUAAGUGGUAAUUACUUUGAAGCAAUUAAGAAAAGUCACCAGUGUGCAGUUGUUCUGAAAUGUUGAUGAUGUUUUCUUCAGACUUUCUUGUCUUAUACAUUGUGAGCUCGCAACCACAUGCAUAAGUUUCAGCAGAUAAGCAAAAGCUUAGAGUUGGUCAUCCUUCAUCUAUACAUCACAUCUUUGACAUUAGGCAGAAAAUGAGAAAAAAAUCAGAAAUUAAACUAGCAGUAUGAAAGUGAUAGUGUUACCGUAAUACAAUCGUAUCCAUGUGUACAGAAUUUAUAGUGUACGUUAUAUUAAUCGUCAGCAUUAAAACUGUGAGGUUAGCGUGAUAGCAGAUGUAUAAAUCCUACACGCAGAUAAAAGCCUUUCAAAAGUGGAGUCAAUUCUCUAGAGUGCCUGCUUUCUUAGAGUAUUUUCAAUAUACAGCAAAGGUCUAGUUUCAGCUAGCACUUUAUUUUGAAGACUGCGGAAGUCCGAUUCAGGUGACUUUCUUUGCUUUUGAGGUUCAGUCACUGCAAAACUGUGUAUAGCAGGAAAGUCUGCUUUCUAUUCAUUCAUGUCACUACAGCCCUGUAAAGGGGUAGUGCCGCCAUAUCACAGUGGUUUACAGGGAACAAUAUCAAUACAGAAUUUAAGUAUCGUGACACCUUUCUGUAGAAAUCUUUAAUGUAUUGUGGAUUUCAGUACAAAGUAAGCUAAGUACCAUCACAAUCCCUGGCUCUUGAAACAGAUUAAAAUGGUAACAUGUCUGGUGUGCAGGUGAAUAAAUUAUUUCAUAAGAAUCUCAUUCCGUUGUCCUUUCACAUCAGUAUAUGUCAGGAAUAAGUCUGGAGCACCGGAUCAACUUACAUAAACACAUAUUUAGGCCAUGGAUCUACAAGUUACACCCAGAAGGACCUUAAGUUGUAUUUGCUAUUAAAUGUUUACUUUUGUGAGCUGCUAUGCCAGAUACGUAUUUCUGAAAAGGUAAUCAUGUCUCUUUGAAAACGUAUUUGGAAAACAAUUUCAGAAUUGGAAUAGGAUGGAGGAGCAAGAUGUGAACAGGAAAUAUGUCUUCACCAAAGUAACAUACGUAGCAAUACUGACCUAUUUGGACCAUGUUUAAUAAGCAUAUGAGUGAAACAUCUGCUAGAUUUCCUAUGUGGUUUGAUGGAAGAACACAGGGAAAAGGAGAGGUCCUGCAAAAAAGAAGUACUGGUAAUUAUUAUAUUGGUUUCUUCUGAUGCUAUUCUAAACUUAUGUGUUCAUGUAACUGCUGGAAAACAUUUUACUACACAAGGUAUUAGUUUGCAAAUGGAAGCUAAAAUUAAAUCCUUGCAUACUUAACAUUAAA
Molecule: messenger RNA, 6787 nt
Organism: Aquila chrysaetos chrysaetos
Lineage: Eukaryota; Metazoa; Chordata; Aves; Accipitriformes; Accipitridae
Gene: ATP9B
Product: ATPase phospholipid transporting 9B (putative)
Exons: 30
Coding region: 42-3461 (1139 amino acids)
Biological process (GO): retrograde vesicle-mediated transport, Golgi to endoplasmic reticulum; phospholipid translocation; endocytosis
Cellular component (GO): endosome; trans-Golgi network; plasma membrane
Molecular function (GO): ATP binding; magnesium ion binding; ATPase-coupled intramembrane lipid carrier activity
Source: RefSeq, a predicted model, not a curated record